This is a messenger RNA of Drosophila bipectinata, 497 nucleotides long. The record is from RefSeq and is a predicted model, not a curated record. NCBI's taxonomy places the organism in Eukaryota, Metazoa, Arthropoda, Insecta, Diptera, Drosophilidae.
UUAUUCUCUUUAUUCAUUCUCUUGGCAUCAGUUAGUCAGACGACAAACUCGAACAAAAGUUAAAAUGAAGGUUAGUGUAGAUUUUACCUUCCGCGACGAUUAUAUAAUGCCCGAGGAGCGUUAUAAACAGAUCGCCAAAAGAUCAAGGACAACAAUAAGGAAUAAGCCACGAAAUAAGCGCAUUGGGGCUACCAAAGUAAGAGUCAAGGAGUGUAUAGUGGUUCCAUCUUCGCCCAAGCCCGUAGAAGACCCCUUAACUACUGAUGUUGAAAUAUCAGUCAACAUGGGUAUUGAAUAUUAUGAUUUUCCCGACUUUGGACGCCCGUUGCCAGUCGCUUCCACACACGAGCAAAAUCGCAUUUCGUUGGAAAACCGAAAAAAAAUUGUCGUCUGGCAGAAAAUUCAUCAAAAGAACCUUAUGGAUGUCUGGCGCAAGGAAUCACGUAAGAAUCCACCAAAAAAAUAGAACCAGUUACAGAAAUAUACGACGAAUGCAG